GCGUCGUGACUGCGCCCGCCCCGCCGCGCCGGGAGGCGCCCCUGGCGACCGUCGCGAACGCCACACCCUCGGCUCGGCCCUGGCCCCGCCCCCGCCCGGCGCGCGUUCGCGGCCAGGGGAGGCGUGUGCUGCUCCCGCAGCCAGCGAGAGCCAGAGAGGGAUGGAUGUUGGAGGAGGAAUUCGGGCUUAACAAGUGAUCGCUGCUGUCUAGGAUUUUGUUUCUUUUCGGAGGAACCUUGACUUCCUUUCCCAGGCAAUCCCUCCUGUGCUGAACUCCAGAGGAACCAGGAGUCUUGGGGUCUUCUCUGGGGCAGCCCCGACCCCCACCCCCAGACUCCAGCCGCGAGAACCCUGUGCACCCCCCGGGCCAGGCAACAGAACUUGUUCCGUGGAUAUUUGGAGCCUCCACCUGCCAAACCCGAGUGAUUCCUUUUACCACCCCCCUCACCCAAGAUCAUUCUUCCCCUCCUCCAGCUGUUGCAGCUUGAGGGGGAAAAACAAGCCAGCCAGUGGAUUUUCUUUAUUUUUAUUUUUCGCCCCGCCGGGGAACGGUGAAGUGCUUCUUCUGCAUGAUUUUGGCUGAAGAAUGCUCUGCAUUUCCUUGAUUUCUAUGGAGACCUCAGAGCUGGUUUUGCUUCUGCUGACACCUCAUCUAGCACCUUCUCUACCUCCCAGGGUCUUUGCCUCUAUCUAUGGUUUGGCAUCGUACCUGGGUCCAGGAAGCCUUUGAUGAACUUAAAAGGAGAGCCUGCAGAAUCGUCCUGAUAGACUUUGAGUAGAAAUGGCUGGACAUACUUCCAACCACAUCUUAACAUGGUUCGAGCCAUCACUAGAAGGCAAGUGCUAACAGUAAAGGCUUAUUUGCAUUUUAUUUAAAUUUAAUGGACUGAGCAUUGGCCAAUUUCCAUGGCAGAAAAAUGUAUUUCAUUUUCUAGGCACAACUUCUGGCUGUCAGACACUUGCUGCCUUUGAAUCUUGCAGCAUCAUCACUAACCACAUCCCAGACAUAUUUCCAAAUCUCAACAUCUACCCCCAAAACAUAGGUGUCUGAGACACUCUAGCAUUUUCGGACUCCUUAGUCUUGAGAGUGCUAGGCUAUUUAUCUCGACCAGCCAAGCUCUGGAGAGCAAUGUUGAAUCCCUGAGAAGAGGGAGCAUGGGGCGUGCUGAUUUAAAAACAGAAAAUGCAAAGUUGGACUGAAAAUAUCCUUAGUCUUCCAAGCAAUCUGCUUAAGGGUUCCAAACUUACCUUAAUUUGGUGAGAAAAGAAGCUGCCCUAUUUUUCUUUCUUCUUCUUCUACAACUGGAACCAGCCAUUUCCGAAAACCACCACCAUGGAGGUUGCAAUGGUGAGUGCCGAGAGCUCAGGGUGCAACAGUCACAUGCCUUAUGGUUAUGCUGCCCAGGCCAGGGCCCGGGAGCGGGAGAGGCUUGCUCACUCCAGGGCAGCUGCAGCAGCUGCUGUUGCAGCGGCCACAGCUGCUGUUGAAGGUAGCGGGGGUUCUGGUGGCUCCCACCACCACCACCAGUCACGUGGGGCCUGCACCUCCCAUGACCCUCAGAGCAGCCGGGGUAGCCGGAGGAGGAGGCGACAGCGGCUUGAGAAGAAGAAAGCCCACCACCGGCAGAGCAGCUUCUCUCAUUGCUCUGACCUGAUGCCCAGUGGUUCUGAGGAGAAGAUCCUGAGGGAGCUGAGUGAGGAGGAGGAAGACGAGGAGGAGGAGGAGGAGGAAGAAGAGGAGGGAAGGUUUUACUAUAGUGAAGAUGACCAUGGGGAUGAGUGUUCCUACACGGACCUGCUGCCUCAGGAUGAGGGCGGUGGUGGCUACAGUUCAGUCCGCUACAGUGACUGUUGUGAACGGGUGGUGAUAAAUGUGUCAGGCCUACGCUUUGAGACCCAGAUGAAAACUCUGGCCCAGUUUCCAGAGACUUUGUUGGGAGACCCUGAAAAGAGGACUCAGUACUUUGACCCUUUGCGCAAUGAGUAUUUUUUUGACAGGAACCGCCCCAGCUUUGAUGCCAUCUUAUAUUAUUACCAAUCAGGAGGCCGUCUGAAGAGGCCAGUCAAUGUCCCCUUUGAUAUCUUCACUGAGGAGGUGAAGUUCUAUCAAUUGGGGGAGGAGGCCCUGUUGAAGUUUCGGGAGGACGAGGGCUUUGUGAGAGAGGAGGAGGACAGGGCCCUCCCUGAGAAUGAAUUUAAAAAGCAGAUUUGGCUCCUCUUUGAAUAUCCAGAGAGCUCCAGUCCUGCAAGGGGCAUAGCCAUUGUGUCUGUCCUGGUCAUCUUAAUCUCCAUUGUCAUCUUUUGCCUGGAAACCUUGCCUGAGUUUAGGGACGACCGGGAUCUCGUCAUGGCACUGAGUGCUGGUGGGCACGGUGGGUUGUUGAAUGACACUUCAGCACCCCACCCAGAGAACUCAGGGCACACAAUAUUCAAUGACCCCUUCUUCAUCGUGGAAACAGUCUGUAUUGUAUGGUUUUCCUUUGAGUUUGUGGUUCGCUGCUUUGCUUGUCCCAGCCAAGCACUCUUCUUCAAAAACAUCAUGAACAUCAUUGACAUUGUCUCCAUUUUGCCUUACUUCAUCACACUGGGCACUGACCUGGCCCAGCAACAGGGGGGUGGCAAUGGUCAGCAGCAGCAGGCCAUGUCCUUUGCCAUCCUCAGAAUCAUUCGUCUGGUCCGAGUAUUCCGGAUCUUCAAACUCUCCAGGCACUCCAAAGGCCUGCAGAUCCUGGGCCACACCCUCAGAGCCAGCAUGCGGGAACUGGGCCUUCUGAUCUUCUUCCUCUUCAUUGGGGUCAUUCUCUUUUCCAGCGCUGUGUAUUUUGCAGAGGCAGAUGAACCUACUACCCAUUUCCAAAGCAUCCCAGAUGCAUUUUGGUGGGCUGUGGUGACCAUGACAACUGUGGGCUAUGGGGACAUGAAGCCCAUCACUGUGGGGGGCAAGAUUGUCGGGUCCCUGUGUGCCAUUGCGGGUGUAUUAACCAUUGCUUUGCCAGUGCCAGUGAUUGUCUCUAACUUUAACUAUUUCUACCACAGAGAGACUGAAAAUGAGGAACAGACACAGCUAACGCAGAAUGCAGUCAGUUGCCCAUACCUCCCCUCUAAUUUGCUCAAGAAAUUUCGGAGCUCUACUUCUUCUUCCCUGGGGGACAAGUCAGAGUAUCUAGAGAUGGAAGAAGGAGUUAAGGAAUCUCUGUGUGCAAAGGAGGAGAAGUGUCAGGGAAAGGGGGAUGACAGUGAGACAGAUAAAAACAACUGUUCUAAUGCAAAGGCUGUGGAGACUGAUGUGUGAAUCUCUUUCUCCACCUGCCACUGCCCCCCUCUCAGCAUCUCCAAAUAUAUUUAUGCAUAGAGAGUGCAGUUAUGAAAAUGAAAUAUGCAAAUGAUCCAAUGCAUACAGUAGUACACUAUUUAAUGGUUAUACAUGGCAUAAUUGUUACUAAACUUGUAUUACAUAUCAAAUAAAUGAUACAUCUUCGAGAAGAGGGAGGCUUAAAUAGGAGCAAAUCUAUCUUUAUAUUUUUAUUAGAAUGCAAGAAUUUUGCACAUUAACUGGAAAAGAUGUUGACAGUAAAGAUGGAGAGAGAGAGAGUGUGUGCGUGUGUGUGCGUAUGUGUGUGUGUGUGAAGUAAAUUGUCAAUGUUAGUAAUUGUGCAGUGAUGGGAAAAGUUGGCAUUUUGAAGUAUUUACUAUGUAAGAACUAAUGAAUCUGAGCAGUCAUUUAUCAGUGCUUUAACAGCAUAUCAUAUGUCUUUGGAUUCAGUAGGUGUUUUUUAAAAAUUGUAAGAAAUACUGUGUAGAGAAAAAAGAAAGUAAAUUAUUUAAUAGAAUAUAGGUCACAAUUUUAUCUUGGAUUUAAUUAAAGUUUAUUUUUAACUGGAAAUUAACUUUUAAAAAGGCUGCAAGGGCCUUUAGAAAUUGAUUAUAUUUUGUUAUUAAUUUUGGGAAGAUUUAACAGCAAAUGUGUAACAUAGAAUAAGUGAAAUUGGAGAAUAUGUAAUAAGUUUUGUUUGCAGGUAACAGGACUGGAUUUUUUUUUUCUUUGCACUACUUUAUAUGCUGGAGAUUGAGAGAGACUUCAUACUGUGAAUGUUUACUAAUGUAACAGUUCAAUGACAAUCAUUGGAAGAAUGAUUUCUUUAGUCUUAUUUUAUUGUUUUCUUUUCAUUGUGUGAGACUAAUGACCAUGCAGAUAAUAUCACAUGAUUCUCUUCUCUUUUAAAACCUAAAUAACUGAUUGACAAAGGAAUUAUGAAGUAAAAUUUAGCAACUGAAUCUUUUGAAAUUGGUCUGUUACAAUGAUGCUUCUGAAAUCAUACUAUUUUAUAUAUUCUUCUGCCUUUUAACUCCAGAAUAAUUUAACCAAAGUUAAUGCAUGCACUGAAAGAAUUCUUGAAGAAAUAAGAUGCCAAGCAGCUACAGUGAUUAUGGCUUAAAAAUUUUCUAUUAAAUGUGAAACAUAAAUGCUAGAUUUAUUAAGUUUAUUUUUUUGUGCAGUUAUAUAAGAACAGAAUUUGGGGAUUAACCUCAGAUUUUUACGUUAUAUUUGCUAAAACGGAUAUAAGGAAGAAUUGUGUCAAACAUUUCAUUUCAACAUCACCACCAUCAUCUUUAUUAAAGGAAUUUAUGACACAUAUAACUGCAUUUAACUCAUGACAAAGCAUUCUAGAAUGUGAGAUAACAACUAGUGAUCAGCCUUGCACUGUUAAAUCAUCACUAGUUAUAGGUUAGAAAACUCGGAAUGCAUUAGAGGCCUUUUUCCACAAUGUUUAUUUAACUUCUAUUCUUUAUAAAAUGAUUGUCUUGGGCUCUGGUUGUUGGGGAGGGGGGAAAACAAAACAAGCAACACUGCAUACACUAUUUUGACACAUAGUGAACUCUGGUAACUGUGAGCUAAAGACAAACAAACAAACAAACAGACCUAAAAUAGCCUUUCUCAAGCUUUUUAAAAUCCAGGCCAUCAUUUCAUAAUUACAUAAAUCCUACCUCUCCUUUAAUGGUAUUUGAAAUUCAAAGUAAAUUCAACAUUAGGGUUAAAAGUAAAACUGCAUCCCCUCUCCACACUUUCCCCACCACUUGUAGAGAAACACUUUUCUAGAACACAUUUUUGAUUGUGAAGAACAAAGAUCAAUAGAAGACAAUAGAGAAUGAUAAAACAAAAUACCAUCUUACAAUAAGAUUUAAAAGAUAGUGUUUUAACACAUUUUGGAUUUGGGGCAAAAACGUAACAAGCAUCAGACUAGGGGUAAGGCUAUUUGAACUGGUUAUAAUUCAUUUUGAAAAAUCACUUAGCAUCUCUGUACUCAAAUUUCAUGAUUGGUUAAAAAGAGGGCAAAUGAAGCAUGUUACAUUACAGAGUUAUGCCAAACAAAUGAGAACAUGCAAAACAUCUGAAAUGUUGAGUUCCAUACAAAUGCCUGAUGUUAUUUCUAAAUUGUUUAAUCUUCCUCUGGGAGAAAAAGGGAUUUAGAACCCAGAAGCAUACAUCUACUUCAUUAGGAUAUUGUUAAAAUUAUGGGUAAUUGCUUUAACUCUGCAGUCCUUACAAGAAGUUGAUAUGCAGACGCAAGAUAGUCUAUUGCUGAUAGAUUCAGGCAUGCUAUAGCAUAGAAAGUUGACUCUGUGAACAACAGACCAUGUAUCUUACAAUAUAGCCAACUAGGUCAGAUUAUAUCUCAAAAUAAUUUAAGGGCUGUUCAAUAUAUAAGGGAUGUUUAUUGAACUUUCUGUAAUAGCAAUGACAAUGAUUUGGUUAUGUUUGGAAGGGAAAUGUACUGUAUUUCAUUGUUUCUAUAAUACCUCCUUUUAAAUCUGAAAGUUAUAUUAAAUUUGAUUGACAAAAGAUAUUAUAUUGAUAAUUCUGAGAAUCCAGGAAAUGUAGUCAUUUGGGGCUUACCUUUAUUGCACAUGGCUUUUUUUUUGUUUUUUCCAGGAUGAGAAGGUCAAGAAGUGACAGACCUGAGCUUUCAAACCAAAUAUUAUUAGGUCAUCUUACUAAACCCAUGGUUUCUUUCGCCCUGCAAGAUGCAUUUAUUUUAGGGUAUCUGGAUCUUGAUCCCACACUGAGAAGGAAGCUUUUAAGCCCUCAAGACUUGUAUGGGGGUACUUCUAUAUGGAACACUUCUCUUAUAAGAUAAUUUAUGAAGUGAGGACAUCUAGUGCAGUUGUGAAUUCAUAACAUUUUUCAUAGUUGAAACUAGUCAAAGUGCUUUAGAACCAUUUGUAAAAAAUGUAUACUGAUGAAUAUGCUUUCAGGAUGUAUUUGUAACUAAUUUAGGAAACUGUAUCUUAGAGGCCACUAUACACAUUUGGUUGUAAGAUAAAAGGGAAGUGACCUUCUUUAGAGAUCCUAAUUCUUGGGAUCUAGGAUCCUUUUAUUGCUUUUCAGAUGAUAAUAGAUGUUACCAAAAGCACACUCUUUGAGGGUCAUCCUAAUCAGAGUCUUUUCAAGGGUGGAUGCAUUGUUCUCUCUUGCAAAUGCUUGGAAAGGAAACUGUUAUGCAUAACAGUUAUGGGGAAGAAAGGAGGAAUAAAUAGUCCUUUUGAAUUUCUGUGAAAGGGAGCCAGUGGGUGCUAGAGGAAUGACAGCUGGUCUAGGGAGUCAAGAGAGCUGGCUUGUUAAUCGUGGGCAAAUCGUUUCAUCUCCUUGAUCCUCAGGAGUGUGUGUGUGUGUGUGUGUGUGUGUGUGUGUGUAGCUAACACUGGGGUAUUGGGCUACAUUAUUACUUGUUUCAUUUUAGUACUGCAAUUCUACUGUGGAGUAAAAGAAAUGUCAGACUAGCUUGAUAUUUUCUAAGUACCAUUCAAGUCAUAUCAGCUUGGAUUUUUUAGUAAGUAACAGGAGCAAAAAUAAAUAAAUAAAAAUAAAAAUCUCACUGUUAGGUUAACCGCAGAACAGGUGUUUGAGUUUUUUUGAAUGUAGACUAAGCUGAAUAAAUAGGAUGUAUUUUGAAGCUGUUAUUCUAACAACUUCUAAAGGGAAGGGAUUCAUUUAAUGAAAAAUAACUCUUCAGUCCUCAGUUGAAUUCAUAUGGUGAAAAUUGGUAAGUAAACAUUUUGAUGUCUUGCUUUGUUAUCAUGCAGUCUUGUCUGUAAACAGUAUUUUGACCUGUGCGAGGGAACUCAUUUUAGGCUUAAACACAUGUAGUGUUUCACAAGUGCUACUGCAUGCUUUGUCAAGUUUGUUUUAAACAGGAUCACUGAAGCUUCCUGAAAAUUUUUUCAUUAAGCAUGUGUUGAAAUAGAACCCAAUAUAUGAAUAAGAAAUAUGUAAAGAAAAUACUCUGAACUAAGAUACAUAUUUUCCCAUUUUAAAAAAGUCAAUAUUAACCAAUGGAAAAUUAUUUUUAAUCACAUUGGAAUCCCAAACAGUAGCCCCCCUACUUUCCAACAAAUCAGAAAUUGUGCUCUUCGUUGUUGUUAAUAUUCAUGGUUUGGAUGAGCCUUCAGUACUAACAUUACAGCUAUUGCUAGGGAAAGUGAGAACUACACCUAGAUUCACUUCACAUUUUUAAAAUGAACCUGUGGUGAUGUGCUCAUGUGCAGGAAACAGUGUAGCAUCCUUCUUUAUGUGUGUGUAUGUGUUUUUAUUGAUACAGUUUAAAAUGAUUACGGGGUAUCAUUCAGUGACAAAAGGGCCUGUUCCAGGAAAUCUCCUUGACCCAAAAGUCAUUCUGAAUUUUUCAAGGGACAUUUGAUGUGGAUAUAAGGUACCUUUUGGUUUUCCUGCCUGUAAAGAAACUUGACUCUAGGCACAGGAUCUUCCAGACCAAUGUAGCCGUUGCAGGUUAGAAGACAGCACGCUACUUUCUAGUAUGGAAAUCAGUAUUCCUAUUUGAGAAGAAGGUUGUUGGAGUGGUUGUGUUCAAUAUUGAAGGAGGAAGAGCUAUUUUUUGUAAUAAAUGGGAAUAUGUACUUCUGAAAAGUAAAUUAAGAUUAGGACUGUGAUAUGAGUUUUAUUUCUGGCUUGAUUUUGUUUCCAUAGCAGUCCCAAUUUCUCACAGUGUCUUCUUCAUAAAAGUAUGCUAAUACAUAUCAGACCAUAUGGCCCCAUUUGAGGUUUAGAAAAUAUGGUCACCUUAUUUAUGGAUAAAUAAAUUAAUCCCAGGGCAUAAGUUGGUUGCUUAAAAACAUGGCACAUAUUUAAUGAGCCGUGGCUCUAAGUGAGAUGCAAGCAUCCCCCUUUCAGGCCUGUGGGACAGGAAUAAAUGUAUAAGGCAAAUAAUGUGCUGAAUAUGAAGUCGUGCUGUCAUCUUGAAAAGCAUAUUCCCAGAUUCACUGGAGGUAGUGUCGCUGACUUAAGGUUCAGCUUUUUGGUCCAUUUGUUGUCACUGAUGUCUUGGAAGGAGAUUUUUGCAUCCAGGGUGCCAGGAACUAAAUGAUUUUGGUAGUUGAUCCACAAACAGUCCAUUCUUGCUUCCUACCUGCAAGCAAUCUGGUUUGUAGGUUAUCCGUAGUUGGUUUCUCAUCUGAGGCUGGCUUUACUCAGGUUCAGAAGCCUGUUGUCUUGUGUUAAACAAUCAGUCCAGAAAAGGUAAAAUUAUAAAAAGAUAAAACAAUCCGGUACAAAGAAACAACAAAAACACUAGAACUAGAAAGCCAAGCAAAACCUAAGUGGGAAGCCAAAUCUGUUGUUCAAACUGUUACAUCCACUAGAACUAAUUAUGCAGGAUUUUAGGGUAACAUUGGUCCUACCUCUUCACCAUUAGCAGAGAUAGCCAAGAGGUGACUGUUGUGAUGGAGGACAUAAAACAGAAAUAACCUGCCCCAUGAAUAUAUAGGUUAACAUUUUCUGUGAAAAUGAUAGAAAUGCCAACCUACCUUAGCAGUGGUUUUAAUAGUAGCUAUUAGGAAUGACUAAUAAAUAUGGAAGAUAUGCUGGUGUUUUUCCCAGUAAUUAGUAUUCAUUAGUAUUAUGUGGAAAUGUACUUGGAUUGUUUCUCAUGAUUCUGUACAUCAAGGGCUAUUUCAAAGUCAAAGAGCCUGAAGGCAUUUUUAUUCACAGCUACUUAAGCUAUUGGCUGUUGAGGGGCCAGUUACCUCUUAAAUCAGUCAAAGCAGUUAAAUAAAUAGUCCCUGUGGAUAUCAACAAAAGCUGUGUCAGUGCUAAGUCUAAGAAUUAUAUUUGUUUCAAAAUAAUUAUAUGAAUGUAUAAUAUAUUCAUAUGUUAACAUAUAUUAUGUAUUUUACAUUCUGCCAACAAAUAUAAGCAAAAUGAAUGAUCUGAGGUAUUGAAAGAGACUUCUCAAAGUGAAGUAAAAGUGUAUAAUUCUCAUUAGUAGGAAAAUGCAUGUGUUUUGGAGAAAUGGUGAGGCUGGAGGAUUAAAAAACCUUUCUUUACACUUUAGGUUGGAUUUUUGUGCCCUAUAACCACAAUAAUACUAGUCCUAAGCUCUGAGACAUUCCAUAAGGGUAUAUAGUUUCAUUCCCAGAAGACAGGGUUAAUUUUUAUGCUUUAUGGAACAUUGCAAAAUGUUGAUUUUAUUUUUUUAAUGCACAUUAUUCUCAUUAUAUAAAGGAUGCAUAUAGCAUGGAAACUAGACUAUAUGACCUGUAGAACUACUGUGUGCUCUUUAGAAAUAGAAUUACUAGAAGCCAUUAUCUUUCUGUAUUUUUUGUGGUAGCUUUUGUUUGAUGUGAAUUACUUAAUUCUCUCAGAUUCAAUUGCCCCAUUAAAAGUUUCAGGUUAUUUUUGCUUUUGGUGAAUGUUCCAAUAUCUUUCUUAGCCUCUGAGGGCACACAAACAACCAUUCAAUAGUUGGAAAAUAGCAUAUCUCUUGGAGAUUAAGGUGAUAUUACCUGAACUCUCUCUAUGAUAGCAGCCACAUUAGUUAACAUGGAGGAUGCAUGUUUUUCUAUUUAUAAACUUAAUGCACUUGUACCUGAAUAGAAUGAUGAUUUCCCUAAAGAACACUAAUGUUGUUGAUAGCAUCUGAGUGAGCCUUUUUUCCUCCUGUCAAUUGGUAGGGAUCAUGAUCCAAAUGAGGCUUUCAUUUGCUAUCAGGCAGAGAAGGAAAUAAUUAAUGAAGCUCCCACUGAACUGAAAUCUAUCAAGAAGUGAUGGAAUCUCUAGGGAAUGCAUUAGAAUUUUUAUUUAUUUACUUGCCAUUCCUAGUUGGUGUCAUUAUGGCAUGACUGUUGGGGAAAGAUAUUAAUUUUAGGAUCAUUUACCUAAUACUAAAAUGACUUGAUAAAAAGCAAUUCAAAAUUAUAAGUAUUGCACUAUCUUAUUAGCUUUAGGAAUAUUUCCAAAAAUUUUAAGAAUUUAAUUUGAGAUUUGGAGAUUGCAAUAGUUAUUUGGAGAGAGAUGUAUCCAAAGAAUAAUGAUUCAGUUUUUCAGAUUUCUUGAGAAAUCUGAGUUUUAUAAGCUUUGCAAGAGAGACUCAAAAAGUCUCUCAACUUUCAAAAAUUUUGCUGCAACCCUGUCACAUUUCAGAAUUCCUCUUGAGAGGAAAAUGGUACCUCCUUUACUUCUUUUGUGUGUGUGUGUCUUUUUCACAUUCAUGAUUAAAUUGGUGGAUUUUAUAUAAUCAUUAUCUUCUAGCAAAUUAAGUGAAAGACUUGGCUACAGAUUGAUUAGAGGAUGACAAGAUUGUCUGAUAGUCUUUCUUUGCAACAUUUGCUGUUGAUCAGUUUAGAAGCUGAUCUCAUUAUAUGUGAAUUACAACACAGAGAAAUGGCUAUGUACUAUACUAUAUUAGAAUCUAAAUGACAAAGCAUGAAUAUUAGGAAUAGGAUUUCCUUUUGAGUUCCUAGAAGUGUUAUUAGAGCUCUUGACCCAUGUCCUCCAGAUCCUAUCUAGCCAAUGAGAAUUUAGCAAAUUCCUUUUUUUUUUUUUUUUCGUAGAGUAGUGACAAGAUAUAACCAGGAUCAGUGCCAGUUGGGAGAUAGGGACAGGAGCAGGGAGGUAAGCAAGGUACAAGGAGUUAUGCCUAAAUGAAGUCACUAAUUUGAUGGUGCAAAUAGCUAGGUCAGUCUAAAAACUGCUUCAUUUUGUCAUGCUAACUAUUAAUUUUUGUUAAACCAAAGAAUCCAGGAAAUUGAAUUAAUCUCUUAGAGUAGGUAUAUAUGUGUAUAUGUCCAAAUGUUCCCUUUGUUCUUUGUCUUCGAGGGCACUGACAUAUGAAACCAUAAAACUGCUGCUGGGAAUUAAAACUAUAUGUCUCAUUAAGGAUAAGAUUCACCUUUCCCUUUGGAGUAAGGGACUCAUGUCUUUAGGAGAUUACCACUUAGACAUUUACGUUUCAAAGGGAGAGAAUUCUCCCCCUUACUCUAAUACAGAAUGUCAGCAUGGCAGUACAUUCAAGCUAAGAUAGAAGUAAGCAACCAGUAGAAGCCCUGAGAAUGAAUGUCACUAACACAGAGCUGAAUGUUGUGUUUAUGUUGGUUAUUGCUGGUGCUCAAUUCUUAGAGGAAUGGAAAAAUCAUAAAAUUUGUGCAACCUAAUUAGAACUCUGCCAUCAUAUGCUCCUUGCUGAUUUAGCUGCUGCUGCUGCUUCUCAUCCACACAGAAAAGAGGUGUCAUUUCACUACUAGAAUCCACAUACUUCACAGGUUUCAAGGCAGUGUGAGAAACAGUGGAGAAAGAAAGGGUUAGAUUCGAUAGAUAAGGAUGAAGCAGCAGCAUACAGUAUUUUAAGGUGUGAAUCAUCUUGUGACACGAGACUAUUUUUACUCACUCAAGGGACUAAGCAGAAUCUUUGGAUGGGAGAAGCUCUGUUCAGGAAUUACCAUUUCCUUUUUGUAUGUCUAUAGUAUCACUAUUAGAGAUCAGUCUAGUCUAGCAAGGGGAUACAUUCUUCCGUCAUUGCUAAAACAAACUGAAAAUUACAUGUUGGAAACAUUUUUUUUCCUUAUUUCGGUUAAGAAAAAUUGUAGUUGUUUUAUAAGCUUUGCAAGAGAGAUUCAAAAAGUCUCUCAACUGUCAAAAUUGUGCUGCAACCCUGUCAGAUUCAGAACGAAAUUCAAGGUAGGAGAGUCUAAUAGAACUUCAGACCAAAUAUAAAGUUGUUCAAAAUAAAGUAUCCAGAGAUCUCCUUCCAAUCUCUUCCCCCAUGUAAGUUUUUGUUUGUUUGUUUGUUUGUUUGUUUUUGUUUUUGUUGUUUUUUAACUGCAGAUCUAGACAUGUAAAAUGUUUGGUUUUCCACUUUCCCUCCAGCUUAUCUCAUCCCAUUCACCUUUGCAUCAACAAAAGCCCAGAUCAGGAAGGCUUUUGCAGUCCCUGUUUGCAGAUUUCUCAGGGAGAGAUUUUUAUGUGUGAUUCGGGUAGACAUCUUCCCAUUUUAUAAAUCAGGUCAUGCCAGUGCAUAUCCAGAAAGCUUCUACAACCACCUGCAAUGUGGGUCUGUUAUGUUCUGUUGUUAUGUUAGCUAUUUUCUGCCUAUUACUGAACAGCUGGGAUUUUAGAAACAGCUGGAUGAUUAGUUGUGUUUUUUCCAUUUUUCACCCAGAUGCUUUAUUACUGUGUAGAAACAACCCCAAUGUGGAACAACCUGGGAGUAUAAUAGCAAAAAUCUGCUCUGAUGCAACUGUUGUUAUUAGGAAUUGAAUCAAGAAAAUUACGGGCAAACAGUUUUGACUAUUGUCUGCUUUACAAACAUGUUUGAUACAGCAUUCUCAUUUCCAUUUCUAGGCAAAAUGGUUUGAUUUAGCAACUUUAAAAUGCCUCUUCCAUUAUUCCUUAGACUAUCGAAGCUAUGCUUUGGCUGUUAACGUUUAUUUGCUUAAGGAGAAAUGUCUAUACACAAUGAGGCAGCACCUGAGUUUUCCGUUCACUGCUGGCAAGAGGAGCUGACAGAGGCAGGCAAGCGACAGUCCUCUCACUCGCCACAGUCUAUUUUUAGGUUGGUUCCUUUGUGGCUGACUUCAGCCCUGAUGGGAUGGAUUGACAUUCAAAGACAAUAAAUACUUUAUUAUGACGAUUUGCAGAUUUAUAAAACUGGAUGGUAUUGUGAAAGCGACAAAUUUAAUUCAGGUGCUGUUAGUUGGUUCCUUACCCAGGGCUAAAAUUAGAAUAAAAAAGAUGCGUAGACGCCUUUUCCUUUUCUAAUUAUUCUUUCAACAGAUGUUUGUUAAGCUUGUACUAGCUGGCUAGGCUGUGUCAUGUACCCAAUCUCUAGAUGUACUAAAAUUUCAGAGAAUUACAGUUCAUGUAAGGAUUUUUUUUGAGAUAUAUAUUCAUUUUUCUAGAUAGCAGGAUUCUUGUUUAUUAUGAUGAUUCCUUUUUCCCCCUUUAGAAUCUGUAUGUGUGGCUAGGUCUGCUUUCUCCUAGGGGAGUGAAUUGCCAGGCAUCAUGCUUUAAUAAUACUUCCUUUUUAUAAGUUCUAUCUUGUUUCUGUUAUGUGCUUCAUUUUCUGUAAUAGCUUCUGUAUAAACUGCAGAGUAAAUGGGCCUGAAUCCAACUUGCCAAUUUUUUAUGAUUCUUGCAUGAGCAAGAACAAUACUCAGUGUUUUCAAAUAGCAGAGGUGAUUAUAUGAACCGUAUUUACUCCUUUUCAUUCCUGUAAUGCAUUUCUUCUAUUCACUAACAUGUGAUUAAACUAUAACUCAAAGAAAGAAGCAGAUUUAACUGAAAUAUUAAACAUUUGUAAAGCAAUAAACAAUCUUUUUUUUUUAAUUUCAAAGUAAUUUGCUAUGACCAUGGUUCUUCUUUCCACACAAAUAUAUAUAUAUAUAUUUUUAAAUAAUAACCAUCUGUAUCUUUCUAUUUGGGAAAGGUUUGAGUGCCAUUGAUGAUUCCUUUACAAAUUCUGGCUUGACUAAAAACCUGAAUUUAUUUCUUGGAUGCAUGUGGAAAGGUUUGUUCUUUUUGUGGAUAUUCCUACUACCUGGGCAAACCAAAUGGAAUUGCGUUAAUUACGUGGCUAAGUUAGGACAGUUGAGGCCAACUUUAGGGAUUUUUCCGAGGUGUCUUCUAUCUGCACUGAUCGAUUUCAAAGGUGUUUGCUCAGGUUUCCGUUUGCUUUCAAGAUAAUGUCUGAUACAUUAAGUUAAAGUUAAGGCUUUACCAUUUGAAAUACAGUUGUAAUAACAUUUUUAGCUGUCCCCAACUAGCUUUAAUUUCUUAAGAACAACUUGAACUUCUAUGAAAUGUAUUUUAAAAAACACUUUGUUUGUUUUCUGAGUGUUUCAGGACUUAUAUUAGAGUCCCUGGCUUUUAGUCUUCAUUCAAGCCAAACAGCCAUGAUCUUUAAUUGAAGCUGCUUCUAUUGGAAGCCAAAACAAUUGGUGGAGUCAGUGAAGAAAAGAAAAAAAAA
Cercocebus atys (sooty mangabey) is the source of this 14255-nucleotide messenger RNA. It is a transcript of the gene KCNA4, whose product is annotated as potassium channel, voltage gated shaker related subfamily A, member 4. Gene Ontology annotation, biological process: potassium ion transmembrane transport; protein homooligomerization. The transcript has 2 exons. Bases 1334 to 3292 code for a protein of 652 amino acids. Gene Ontology annotation, molecular function: potassium ion binding; protein binding; delayed rectifier potassium channel activity. Gene Ontology annotation, cellular component: voltage-gated potassium channel complex; membrane. Lineage: Eukaryota; Metazoa; Chordata; Mammalia; Primates; Cercopithecidae. The record is from RefSeq and is a predicted model, not a curated record.